AUACGCCCAAUAAGAAUAUAUCAUAUUAUCAUAAACGUUAGAUGACAAUACUCGAAAGGAUAUCUUCUAAAAACGUUGCUGUCAACGUGAAUAUUGGAAUGCGGACAUAUUUGAUGCAAGUCAUUGCAAAUAUUGGACUACUGUAGUUAAUUUCGAUACUGAGUCACGUGGUUAUCGUCGUCUGCGUUCGACAACAUGGCUGCGCCCAUACUCAGAGAAGCCGAGCUUGACAUAGGCAUGUCUUUAAAAAAGGCUGUUUCAACCGUUUCACCUCUUGCUCUCCGAAUCCUAGCAGAAUGUCCAGUAACCAAAGCACGGGCUUGUGAUCUCACACUUCCUCACUGUACGGUCAACACACCGGUGUUCAUGCCUGUGGGUACACAAGGCACCAUGAAGGGAAUCACUGUAGAUCAGCUUGAUGAACUUGGGUGUCAGAUUUGUCUUGGUAACACAUACCAUUUGGGAAUGAGGCCGGGGCCAGAGCUGAUUGAGAAAGCAAAUGGCCUGCAUGGCUUCAUGAACUGGAAGAGAAACCUUUUGACUGAUAGUGGGGGCUUUCAAAUGGUUUCUCUUGUUGAACUUUCUGAAGUUACUGAAGAGGGGGUCAAGUUCAAGUCUCCAUAUGAUGGCAAGGAAAUCCUGCUGAGUCCUGAGCAGUCCAUUGCCAUACAAAACAGUCUGGGAUCUGACAUCAUGAUGCAGUUGGAUGACGUGGUCAGCAGUACAGUGUCAGGGCCACGGGUGGAGGAAGCUAUGUGGCGAUCGAUUCGCUGGCUGGACCGCUGCAUUGGAGCCAAUAAGAAUCCAGACAGACAGAACCUAUUUGCCAUCAUCCAGGGUGGGCUGAGCGCAGAGCUACGCAAGACAUGUUUAGACGAAAUGACAAAACGGGAUGUUCCUGGCUUUGCUAUUGGUGGGCUGAGCGGAGGUGAGGAAAAGGAUGAUUUCUGGAGGAUGGUGACACUCAGCACAGACCAUUUGCCUCGCCAGAAGCCUCGCUACCUCAUGGGGGUUGGUUAUGCAGUGGACUUGGUGGUGUGUGUUGCACUGGGUUGUGACAUGUUUGACUGUGUCUUCCCCACUCGCACUGCAAGGUUUGGCUCGGCCCUGGUCCCGUGGGGAUCUCUGACGAUUACCAAGAAGCAGUUUGCCAAGGACCCACAGCCAAUUGACCCAGACUGCCAAUGCCCCACCUGCUUGAGGCACAGUCGGGCCUAUCUGCAUGCUCUGUUCAAGAGUGACACUGCAGCCAUGCAUCACAUCACCAUCCACAACAUAUCCUACCAGCUCACUCUGAUGAGGUCGGUGAGACAGAGCAUCAUAGAUGGCUGCUUCCCAGACUUUGUGAGGACAUUCAUGAAGAGAAUGUUCCCUUCACCUGAGCAGUACCCCAGCUGGGCGGUGGAUGCUCUGGCAACGGUCAGCAUCACGCUGGAAUAAACUGUUCAAAUCCCUGCCUUACACAGACUUGGACUUCCUUUGCAAUGAACAAUGAGACCUUUUAUAUGAGAAAAUUGACCAUUUGUUAGAAUUUAUUAUAGCUUUUUGACAUUUAUUCCUCAAAUGGUCAAUUGUCCCUUCCUAUAUAUUCUGUCAGCCUACUUACUGAACAGUUUAAUAAUGUUUAUGUGCUUGAAUAUUUCUUACUGUUUUAAUAUUUAGUUCAGUUGUUUUUUACAUUAGUUAUUUAAAAGAAAAGCAUUUAUAAAAUGUAAUGUUGUUAAGGUACAAUGUAGGGUAUGUACUCCGUAUACUUUGUUGACAUCCAGUGUUCACUGCUGACCAUUUCGGUAUACAAAUAUAGAAGUGUAUGA
This is a messenger RNA of Esox lucius (northern pike), 1814 nucleotides long. RefSeq names its product queuine tRNA-ribosyltransferase 1 (gene qtrt1). The coding region runs from base 196 to 1440 and encodes 414 amino acids. Gene Ontology annotation, cellular component: cytosol. The record is from RefSeq and is a predicted model, not a curated record. The transcript has 9 exons. Lineage: Eukaryota; Metazoa; Chordata; Actinopteri; Esociformes; Esocidae. Gene Ontology annotation, molecular function: tRNA-guanosine(34) queuine transglycosylase activity.